Molecule: messenger RNA, 1984 nt
Organism: Prosopis cineraria
Lineage: Eukaryota; Viridiplantae; Streptophyta; Magnoliopsida; Fabales; Fabaceae
Product: pentatricopeptide repeat-containing protein At4g02750-like
Exons: 1
Coding region: 72-1685 (537 amino acids)
Biological process (GO): RNA modification
Molecular function (GO): RNA binding; protein binding
Source: RefSeq, a predicted model, not a curated record
CGUUUCCUUAUCUGCUUGCUCAUGGGUUUUCUUGACCCUUCGUAGAACAAAGUAUCAAGCUUCACCAACGUAUGAGAGAGAUGCAGGCCUUAACCAGAUUCUUCUCGUCGAGAAUUUCUCACCACUUUUGUACGGUUUCAGCGGCCGAACUAAGCUCAAAGUUUGAUACUUGCCUGCGCAACAAUAACAUUGACGAAGCUCGUAAGCUAUUCGACGAAAACAUCGCAUCCCGGAGCUGCGUUUCUUGGAACAUGAUGAUGAGCAGCUACGUUCAGCGCAAUCAAUUUCAUCUUGCCAAGAAUCUGUUCGACAAAAUGCCCGCCAAAGAUGUCGUUUCGUGGAAUAUUAUGUUAUCUGGAUUUCGGAAAACUGGAAACGUUCGUGGUUUAUACCAAAGUUUCUUACAAAUGGGACGAGUUAGUGUAGCACCCAGUGACUAUACCAUAUCCGCAUUACUUAGAGCAGUUGUGAAUACUGAUUUCGAUGUUUUGGUCCAGCAGAUUCACGCUCGAGCUGUCCGUAUGGCCCUUAACCUGGAUGUAGUUGUUGGAUCUUCUCUAAUCAAUGCAUAUGCGAGUCUAGGAGAGAAGAAGGCUAUGGGUAGAGUGUUCGAUGAGUUAUUGACAAAAAAUGUUGCUUGCUGGAACGCUUUGGUUUCUGGGUACAUGGAAGUUGGGAGCAUGGCUGAUGCUCAGAGAGCUUUCGAUUUGACGCCUCAAAAAGAUAUUAUUUCUUGGACUACUUUGGUAAAUGGUUAUAUCCGGAACAAGCAAAUUGAUAAAGCACGAUCCAUAUUCAAUGAAAUGAAAGAGAGAAAUGUGGUGACGUGGACUGCUAUGAUCAGUGGGUAUGUGCAAAGUUUAAGAUCUGUGGAAGCAUUGGAACUGUUCAUUUUGAUGUUAAAAUCAGGGAAUCGCCCCAACCAUUUCACAAUUUCAAGUGUGUUAGACGCAUGUGCAGAUUGUUCUUCUCUUCUCAUGGGACAGCAAAUUCAUCAGAGUUUCAUCAAAUCUGGCAUACCAGAUGAUGUCAUCAUCUCAACCUCACUAGUUGACAUGUAUGCCAAAUGUGGCCAUAUGGAUGCAGCAUUCCGUGUUUUUGAGUCCAUUACCAGAAAGAAUCUAGCUUCGUGGAAUUCAAUAAUAGGCGGCUAUGCCAGGCAUGGACUCGCAAACCGAGCACUCGAAGAAUUUAACAGGAUGAUGGAGGCUGGUUUUACACCUAACAAAAUUACACAUGUAAAUGUGUUAUCUGCAUGUGUACAUGCAGGUCUGGUUGAAGAAGGUGAGAAGCACUUCAUUGCUAUGCAGAGAAAGCAUGGAAUUCAAACAGAGAUGGAACACUACACUUGUAUGGUGGACCUGUACGGAAGAUCUGGGCAAUUAGAUAAAGCAGAAGAAAUAAUCAAGAACAUGCCAUUUGAGCCUGAUGUGGUGUUGUGGGGUGCAUUACUGGGAGCCUGUGUGCUGCACUCAAAUGUAGAACUUGGAGAGAUUGCUGCUCAGAAGAUGCGUGAGUUGCAGAAGAAUCAUUCUGCAUCUUACACUUUGCUUGCAAAGAUCCAAGGUGAGAAGGGAAGAUGGACCAGUGUGAAUGAAUUGAGGGAGAAGAUGAAAGAGAGACAGAUUCAAAAGCAGAAGGCAUUUAGUUGGGCGGAGUUCCACAUUGCUGUAAAUUCAACCUAGUUAUGAAAAUUAUAAGCAAAUCCGUAAGAAACAUGUCCUGGUAAACAUUGCUGAAAUAUAAACAGGCUUGGUAAACAUUGCAAUUCAACAGCCUACUCAAGAGCAUGGCGAUGUCAUUUUAUCAAACCUAAAACUUGGGGUUGAUAAAACUCUCCUUUAGACUGAUGAGUUGUGCUACUGCAGGCAAAUUGUAGCAUUCUACUUGAUAAGUUUUUUUGGAAAAGCAAGGUUAUAACUUGCUUGCUCUAUUUUUUGGCUCCUUAAUAAAUGGAACGUAGGCCUCUCUUCCCAUGAUGCAA